Molecule: messenger RNA, 952 nt
Organism: Hyla sarda
Lineage: Eukaryota; Metazoa; Chordata; Amphibia; Anura; Hylidae
Gene: TPGS1
Product: tubulin polyglutamylase complex subunit 1
Exons: 2
Coding region: 124-951 (275 amino acids)
Biological process (GO): protein polyglutamylation
Molecular function (GO): microtubule binding
Source: RefSeq, a predicted model, not a curated record
ACGGUUGUCAUGGCGACCAGCGUUGCCAUAACCAAACAUGGCCGCCCAGUCGUUCUGCGGGACUUUGUGCUGUAGCGUCGCCCUUACGUGAGAUGGCGCCCGAGCAGAACGUCGAGGGGAAGCAUGGCGGACAAGAGACGUGCUGUGGUGAGCUCCCCGGUACCGAGGUCUCAGCCCCGACCCACCAGCGAGGCGGAUUUUCUGGCUCAGACCGGAGUACGUGACAUGCUACGAGAGGCCGUGCUUAAACUCCUGGAGGCCAGGCCCGAGGAGCCGGUGGUCUUCUUGGCCGACUACUUCGAGAAAUUGGGCGUAGGAGCAGCCGGGGGAUCCAAGCCUAGUGAUCGGGGGUCGCACGUCCUAGUGCAGCAGCGUUUAGGGCAUGUGCUGUGGUACCUGAAGCUGGCUCAUCAUUCUCAGAGAACUGCUUUCAACAAUAAUCUGACCAUCGCAUAUGACUUCCUCAGUGCUGGUGGGAGAAAGAAAAAGCCUGGCUUGAAUGGAAAAAUGUACAGUGAGGUCCUGGCCAGGAUUUGUCAAGAAGGUGACCUACCUACUGAGGUUUCCGCUGCCCUUCUGAAGAAAAUCCAGUGCCGAGAUCAUGAAGCGGUUCCUUUUGAUGUAUUUCGCUAUGGGGUUCUCACCUGCUUUGUGUUGGUGGAGUUCAAGUCUAAAGCAGACACUCUGUUCAGUAUUCUAGAUAGUAGCAACCAGCCAGACCAAAAAGUGUGCCAGGCUGUGCUAGACACUUUAGACCAAGCACUUACUGCUAGUGACUUAUCUGUCCCCGCUAGCUACCUGGAGGCUGGCUCAAAACUAGGACCAGACUGUUUGGCCAUCGCUAUGGAUCGAGCUCUCCAGAACAGAAAACCUGGCUUUCCUAUGGGACGUAGUGAAUUUUUGAAAGAUGCAUGCAUUCUGUUCCUUGAUAAAGUCAAACCAGUUCAAUGAA